This is a messenger RNA of Macrosiphum euphorbiae (potato aphid), 1179 nucleotides long. The record is from the annotation of a GenBank genome assembly. NCBI's taxonomy places the organism in Eukaryota, Metazoa, Arthropoda, Insecta, Hemiptera, Aphididae.
AUGGAAAAAGCUUUGCAGUUUGAUGUGAUUGCCUCCUGCACUACUUCAAAAGCUCGUACUAGUUUAAUGAAAUUACCACAUUAUACAGUGGAAACGCCAGUGUUUAUGCCUGUUGGUACCAAAGGAGCUAUUAAAUCUGUUUUACCAGAACAGCUGGAAGAUAUGAAUUGUCAAAUUAUUUUAGGAAACACAUAUCACUUGGGAUUACGUCCUGGAGUUGAAUUAUUAAAAAAAGCCAAAGGCCUUCAUAAUUUUAUGGGUUGGAAACGUGCUCUACUUACUGAUUCUGGAGGCUUUCAAAUGGUCUCAUUGUUACAUAUGGCUGAAAUUAAUGAACAGGGUGUUAGUUUUGAAUCACCUUAUGACGGUACAAAAAGCUUGUUAACUCCAGAGAAGUCUAUUCAAAUACAAAAUGCAAUUGGUGCAGAUAUAAUAAUGCAGUUAGAUGACGUCGUACCAACUACUUCAAAAGACGAUGAAAGAAUGGAAGAAGCUACACACAGGACUACACGUUGGUUAGAUCGUUGUUUAAGUGCUCAUGAAAGACCUACUGAACAGAAUAUAUUUCCAAUUGUCCAAGGAGGUCUUAUAGAAAAUUUAAGAAAGUUAAGCGCCAAUUUACAUUUGGAAAGAAAAGUAAACGGUUAUGCUAUAGGUGGUCUUGUUGGUGGGGAAGAUAAAAAAGAUUUUUGGAAAAUGGUUAUUCUAUCUACUAAUUUAUUACCUUGCGAUAAACCUAAGUAUGUGAUGGGAGUUGGAUUUGCAGUAGAUUUAGUAAUUUGUUGCGCUUUAGGAGCAGACAUGUUUGACUGUGUAUUUCCAACGAGAACAGCUCGGUUUGGUUGUGCGUUAAUUUCAAGUGGUCAGAUUAGUUUAAGACACAAAAAGUUCAGAAUGGAUUUUGGACCAAUUGAAAAAAAUUGUAGCUGUUCAACGUGUAAGACAUAUACUCGAGCAUAUAUACAUCAGAUUGUCAGUAUAGAAGCUGUUUCUUGCACUUUAUUAUCAAUACAUAAUCUUCAUUAUCAAAUGCAAUUGAUGAAAGGUAUUAGAGAAAGCAUAAAAGUAGACAAAUUUCCAGAAUUUGUCCAGGAAUUUAUGACAAAUAUAUACCCUGAUAAGAGUUAUCCACAGUGGUGCCUUGAUGCACUACAAUCGGUGAAUAUAGAAUUGAAAUAA